This is a messenger RNA of Cannabis sativa, 1812 nucleotides long. Its product is annotated as transcription factor MYB73. Gene Ontology annotation, molecular function: RNA polymerase II cis-regulatory region sequence-specific DNA binding; DNA-binding transcription factor activity, RNA polymerase II-specific. NCBI's taxonomy places the organism in Eukaryota, Viridiplantae, Streptophyta, Magnoliopsida, Rosales, Cannabaceae. Gene Ontology annotation, biological process: regulation of DNA-templated transcription. The coding region runs from base 329 to 1333 and encodes 334 amino acids. The transcript has a single exon. The record is from RefSeq and is a predicted model, not a curated record. Gene Ontology annotation, cellular component: nucleus.
AUGAGUGCAGGUAAGUAUGACGCGUGUCCGUUAGCCAGCUGUAUCCCAAACAUAAGAUAAUAACCGCUUACUGGAAAAGGCAGUUUCUCAAUCCCCACAACGCUCUUCCCAUUUCCCAACGAUUCAUAACCUGCUUUACCGGUCACCCUUUUCACAUUCUCUCUCUUAUUUUCUCUCUUAACUAUUUAUAACAACCAAAUCCCCCACCUCUCUCUAAUAACCCUUUCCCCCAAAUCCCAUUUUCUUUAUUUCUUCUCCAUUUUCAAAAUCACCCAAAUUCAAAUCCCCAUUUUCAAAAACACCACAAUCAAUAACUCAAAACUCAAAAAUGGCGACGAUUACCAGAAAAGAAAUGGAUCGGAUCAAAGGUCCAUGGAGUCCCGAAGAAGACGAUUCCCUACAGAAACUGGUGGAGAAACACGGCCCCAGAAACUGGUCUCUGAUAAGCAAAUCGAUCCCUGGUCGGUCCGGUAAGUCUUGUCGAUUGAGAUGGUGUAAUCAGCUGAGUCCACAGGUGGAACACAGAGCUUUCACGGCUGAAGAAGACGAUACUAUAAUCAGAGCCCACGCUCGAUUCGGUAACAAAUGGGCUACCAUAGCUAGACUCCUCAAUGGAAGAACAGAUAACGCUAUAAAAAAUCACUGGAACUCGACUCUGAAACGAAAGUGUUCAACAAUGUUGGAAGAGACCGACAAUGGUCAUGGCCACGUCAGCGGUGGUGGUGGAGGAGGAGGAAGAGCAGGAGGGUACGAUUGUAAUUAUCCACAGCCUUUGAAGAGAUCGGUUAGUGCCGGGUCGGGUAUUCCGGUUUCAACCGGGCUUUAUAUGAACCACCCGGGUAGUCCUUCUGGAUCAGAUGUGAGCGAUUCCAGCGUACCUACGGUGGGUUGUACUACUCUUUCACCUUCGCACGUGUUUAGACCCGUGCCGAGAACAGGUGGCGUUUUGGUCGAAACGGCGUCGUCUUCUAACAACAACAACAACAAUGAUCCUCCAACUUCGUUGUCUCUUUCUCUUCCCGGCGUUGUUGGAUUCGAUUCUUGUUCUGAGGUUAUGAACUUGUUGCCGGCACCGGUGUUGGCGCCGGCGCCGGUGACGGUGGUUGGUGGUGGUGGUGGUGGUGGUGAAGGUGAGAGUAAUGGGGUUUUUGUGCCGUUUAGUAAGGAAUUAUUGGUGGUUAUGCAGGAGAUGAUUAAGAAGGAAGUGAAGAAUUAUAUGUCUGGAUUGGUUGAACAGAAUGGAGGUUGUGUUCCGCCGCCGCCGUCAUCGACCGCCGUCGAUGGGUUUAGGAACGUUGCAGUGAAGAGAAUUGGGGUUAGCAAGAUCGAGUAGUAGUUUAGGGAAGGGGGUUGGUUAGUAGUGGCUGUUUGGAUACCGAGAAAAUGGAAAAGAAAAUCAUGAAAGGAGAAAUCUUUGGUUGGAUUUUGAACAGAGUUAGUUGUUUAGUAGUAUAAGGGAGAAGAGAAAAAUUGCCUGUUUUUUUUUUUUUUUUUUUAAUUUUAAUAUUUAGGAAAUAAUUUUGGUUAAUGUACAGAGAAAUGGAAAUGAAAAAAAAAAAAGAAAAUGAGAGAAAGUGAAAGAGAAAAUGAGAGAAAAAUAUGGUGAGUUGAGUUAAAGCUCGAAAUUGGAGUUUGAGUAAUGGAAAAGUAAAGUUUAAAGAAAAGGGUAUAAGAAAAAGAUGAACUUUGAUGAAGUUUGAUGAUGAGAGAAAGUGAAAUUUGAGAGUUUUUUAGGUUUAAAAACUCCAUUAACUUUUGUUUAAUCUAUAUCUAUCUAAUGAUGAUGGAUAUGGCCUUUGUUUAUUUUUUUCA